Messenger RNA from Dermatophagoides pteronyssinus (European house dust mite), 1783 nucleotides. RefSeq names its product ATP-dependent RNA helicase me31b (gene me31B). NCBI's taxonomy places the organism in Eukaryota, Metazoa, Arthropoda, Arachnida, Sarcoptiformes, Pyroglyphidae. The record is from RefSeq and is a predicted model, not a curated record. Gene Ontology annotation, molecular function: ATP binding; nucleic acid binding; RNA helicase activity.
UUGUAAAACAAAAAUAAAACAACAAACACUUUGACACUGAAUUAUCAAAACCAAACCAUACGAUUCAUUGUUUGAAGCAAAGUAGUGUGUCAAUUAAUUGUCAACUAAUUCGAUUUGAAUCAUCAAAUCAAAUUGAUCAAAUUGAUCUUCAUUUUUUCCAUAUAAAUUGAUCGGUGAAAAUUGUGCCCGCAACCAAUUUGUUUAUUUUGUGUCUCUAGAUCAAGUCUUUCUACGUUUUUUUCCAAAUUUUUGACCAAGAUCAAUUUAUAUUUCCUAUAUUUUGUUUGUUUCGAAUCACUUCAUUCAAUCUCUCUCACGAUUGGUAUGGCAACGAACGCAACGUUAACAAUGUCCAACAAUAAUCAUGCCAAUAACGGAAUCAAUAGCAGCAGCAGCAAUGAUUGGAAGGCCAAGCUCAAGGUUCCACCGAAAGAUAACCGCAUCAAAACAUCGGAUGUUACAUCCACACGUGGCACCGAUUUCGAAGAAUUCUGUCUAAAACGAGAACUAUUGAUGGGCAUAUUCGAACAAGGCUGGGAAAAACCGUCGCCCAUUCAGGAAUCAGCCAUACCAGUCGCCCUGCUCGGCAUCGACAUAUUGGCUCGAGCUAAAAACGGUACCGGAAAAACCGGUGCCUACACGAUUCCUUUGUUGCAAAAGAUCAACGUUAACAAUAAUGCUAUCCAGGCUUUGGUGGUGGUGCCGACGCGUGAAUUGGCCAUGCAAACAUCAAACAUCUGCAUGGAACUGGGCCGACACUUGGGUGUGCGUGUCAUGGUGACCACUGGUGGAACGAACCUCAAAGAUGACAUAAUGCGUAUCUACGAAAACGUUCAUGUAGUGGUGGCCACUCCUGGGCGUAUUCUCGACUUGGUCGAAAAAAAGGUUGCCUCGUUGUCGCAAUGCAGAUAUUUCGUGCUGGAUGAAGCGGACAAGCUUUUGGGUCAGGAUUUCCAGGGUAUGCUCGAUACACUGAUAUCGCAUCUGCCCGAAGAACGACAGAUCUUACUGUUUUCGGCAACAUUUCCAAUCACAGUGGAGCGCUUCAUGCAGAUGCAUCUGAAAAACCCGCACGAAAUAAAUCUGAUGGAAGAAUUAACCCUGAAAGGUGUGACCCAAUACUAUGCGUUCGUGCAGGAACGACAAAAGGUGCACUGUUUGAACACAUUGUUCUCGAAGCUUCAGAUAAAUCAAUCGAUCAUCUUCUGUAAUUCGACCCAAAGAGUGGAAUUGCUAGCCAAGAAGAUUGCCGAACUUGGAUAUUCGUGUUAUUACAUUCAUGCUCGUAUGUCACAACCACACCGAAACCGUGUGUUCCAUGACUUCCGCAAAGGUCUUUGCCGUAAUCUUGUAUGCAGUGAUCUCUUUACUCGUGGCAUCGACAUUCAGGCGGUCAAUGUCGUCAUCAACUUCGAUUUCCCCAAGAUGGCCGAAACCUAUCUGCAUCGUAUCGGUCGUUCGGGUCGAUUCGGACAUCUGGGCAUUGCCAUCAAUUUGAUUACCUACGAAGAUCGUGAUUUGUUACACAAGAUCGAAGCCGAACUAAACACCACCAUCAAACCGAUACCCAAAGUUAUUGAUCCUACUCUAUAUGUUGCCGAAGCACAAACCGAAAAUGCCGAUAACAAUUGAACAACUAAUAUAUAUCACUCUCAUCACCAAACAACACACACACACAUCGAUCGCGAUCACCAACCAACCAUACCAUUGAAUCAAUCCAACAAUCAACCACCACCAAACACACACAACGAUCCGGUCUAACGAUGGGGAAAAGGAAGAAUUA